AGCAUCGAGACACUGCUGUGCUCCAGGCUCCGGCCACCCUGCGGGGGGAUUUCUGAGUUUUUUUUUCCUUCUCCUUCCAUUCCUGGGUAAUUAAGACAUCUUGGAGGCGUACUCAACUUAUGACGUGUUGCUUUUUCUUUUCCUCUUGGGGAGAAAGUGACUCUCCCUGCCCUGAAUCAGGUCCCCUGCCAUUCAGAGCUACAGACAUUCUGCACACACACACACACACACACAAACUUAAGGUGAGCAGCAAAAAACUUUCUCUGCACUUCGUGUCCUCUGCUUCACACUGCUGGAGAGUUUUGAGAGCAUCUUAACUUUGGGAGUUCUGGACAAGUGAAGAAGAUUCUUUUGGCUAUUAAAGAUGAAGAGUCUACUUUUUCUGGUGCUGAUUUCUAUCUGCUGUGCUGAACCUCACAUUGGCAACUAUACUCUGGACCAUGAAAGAAUUAUUCAUAUCCAAGAAGAUGAUGGCCCCCGUCUAUCUGUGGUAGCAGAACAAAGUAAAGUCUUCUCACACAGAGGUGGCAACGUUACACUGCCAUGUAAAUUUUACCGUGAAAGUAUAUCAGCUGGCUCAGGAACCCACAGAAUCCGGGUCAAGUGGACCAAACUCACCUCAGAUUACCUCAAAGAAGUGGAUGUCUUUGUUGCUAUGGGACACCACAGGAAGAGUUAUGGAAACUACCAGGACAGAGUGUUUCUGAAAGAAGGCAGUUCAAAUGAUGCUUCUCUUGUAAUCACAGCUCUAACACUGGAGGAUUAUGGGAAAUAUAAAUGUGAGGUGAUUGAAGGCUUAGAGGAUGACACAGCAAUGGUAACUCUGGAUUUACAAGGUGUUGUAUUUCCUUACUUUCCAUGGCUGGGUCGCUACAAUUUAAACUUCCAUGAAGCUCAGCAAGCUUGUCUGGACCAAGAUUCUGUUAUUGCCUCCUUUGACCAGUUGUAUGAAGCAUGGAGAUCAGGGUUGGACUGGUGUAAUGCAGGCUGGCUUAGUGAUGGAUCAGUGCAAUAUCCCAUCACCAAACCCAGAGAACCUUGUGGAGGAAAAAACACAGUACCUGGAGUCAGGAAUUAUGGGUUCUGGGAUAAAGAUAAAAGCAGAUACGAUGUCUUCUGUUUUACAUCAAACUUCAAUGGCCGUUUUUACUACCUAAUACAGCCAACCAAGCUGACCUAUGAUGAAGCUGUGCAGGCCUGCCUCAAAGAUGGAUCUCAGAUUGCUAAAGUAGGUCAGAUAUUUGCUGCCUGGAAACUUCUAGGAUAUGAUCGCUGCGACGCUGGGUGGCUGGCUGAUGGCAGUGUCCGCUACCCGAUCUCAAGACCAAGAAAACGCUGCAGUCCUAAUGAAGCAGCAGUGCGCUUUGUGGGCUUCCCAGAUAAAAAGCACAAGCUAUAUGGUGUCUACUGUUUCAGAUCGUACAACUGAAAGUACCUAGAGCACAGCAGUUUUAAAUUCAUUAAGAACAUGUGAAAGAUUUAUUUUCAAUAUGAACUCAUGCAAGUUACCAAAACUGUGAUAAUCUUUUUUACUUACUGUAAAGAGUCAUUUUCAUAAAAUCAACCCAUUAAUUUGUUUUAUUCUUUUUUUGUAAAAGUAUCAUUCAAUAGAUAUUUUAAAUUAAUAUAAUUUAAUGGAAGCUCUAGAUAAGAAAGCUUUAGAGCUGAAUUCUUUAAGCUACAUCAUCCCAGCAAAAUAUAAUUUUCAUGAAUGGGGCAUGCAAUAGCUUGAUGAUUGCUAGGACUAAAUUAAGGAACAUAAGGCUACUCAAAGCAGAAGCUUUUACAAGCACAGAUUUUAGACAUUUGUACCAUUUUGAGAUACACUACAAAAAAUUAGAUACUCAGUUUUGAAAUACAAUGAUCUUUUAUUAACUGGGAUUCACUGAUGUUUUGCAAAAAAUAUAUAGAAAAAAGAUAUUUUCACAUGGGAACAAUAUGCCGUUUAGUGAAUACAGCAUUUAAAGUCAGUCUACAAAACAGGACUUGUUGCCAUUUAAAAUCCUGCCUUUCAGACAAAUAAGUUCAUUUGUGAUCCCAUGCAUAGCAACAAGCACAACUAGAUCUGCUGAACAUUUCAAUUGUGUUAAUAUUGUGUAUAAAAUAUUGAUGAGUGGGUGAAUAAUUAACCCUACUUUCUUCUUAAUUCAAACUAAAGAUGCCUGAGAAGUGUUGUAUUACCUUUGAGUAGCUUUACUGAGUUAUUUUUAAACUCUAAAGGCCAUUUGCUAAGCAGCAUUUAGCAUCUACUCAGGGCAGUUAUAUAAAUGAACUGCUGGACAGAAAAAUUGUAAAAUUUAGCAGCUUGAUUUUACGUUAGCCUUUGAAAUGUUAUUGUCUUAUAAAAAGAACAUUAAAAUAUUUAAUAUUUCUUUCUUAUUUACACAUCAUAAGAGAUUAAAUUUUGGAAAAUCUUAUUAAAACCAAUAAAGACUCUAUACUAAGAAUAUUAAGGGAAAAAUCUGAUACCAGCUAUCAAAGACAAAAACGUGUAUUUCCUGUUUGUGUACUCACUUAAUUCCAUAUAUACCUACAUAAGAAUAUAUCUAUUUCUAAAAAAUAAUAUUUGGGGUCAACUUCACCAAACUUCUCAGUUGACCAUGGUUAAGAUUAAUGAAAAAGUCUUAAAAUAAUUAGCAAAUUUUCAGUUUUCUGAAUGGGAGAUAUUUACUUGUGUCUUUCAGUGUCAGAGAAAGAAAUCAGGGCUGCCUAAGGGUUUUUUAUUUCAGCACCUAUUUCUCAUUAAAAUAAUGCCAAAUUAAGGGGAAUUUAGUGUAUGGUGACUGGUGAUUUUGAACACAAUAAUGCUCGGCAUACAACUUCAGACAUCUUAAAGGCACUUGGUUUUAAGAGGGUUGACACUUGGUGCUCUCUGAAAAUAAUUGAAAAAUCAAUGUUCAUUAUGGCAUCUGAAGCUGGAACAAUGGCAAACUCAAAAAUCACUAAUCACUGACAGAAAAUCUUGACCUUGCAAGUUCCUUAGACAGCUUUGAAAUUCCCAUCUAGUAUUAGCUUCAUCAUUGAACAUAAAAAAAAAAAGUUUUCCUAUACUAAGUUUGGUGACUAUGAUAAUUUCUGAGGACCAAUAUUUGUAUUCAGUGAAGUUUUACAGUUUAUCAUUGUUUCAUUAUCUAAAUGAGAUAUAGUGGAAUUAUCCCAGUAGGACACAACUGGUAUGCUUUCAUGAAUGUUUUUGUGUAGAUUUUUUUCACAGACAUGAGUCAAUAAAUUAUGUUUCCUGAAAUGAUUGUAGUCCCAUUUUAAAACUGUGACUAGACCAAUAAAUGCAUGGAAAAACUAUAAUAGAAAGUACUCUAGUGUGAAAGGUAUUGUAUUACUAUUGGAGUUCAUCUUACUAUUUCUAACAAGCUUAGAAGGCAAAAUUUCCUCUAGGUAAAUCACUGUCAAGCAUGGAUAUUUGUUCAUAAUAUCUAAAUGAAACUAAAUAAUUAAAAAUGCACAAUUCUAUAGUAAUUUAUCUACUUCCUCAACAGUUAAGAGUCCCUGAAACUAUUGCACAUUAUUGUCAUAAACAGUUACACCACAUGAACAACAGGCCUUAUUCAUAUCCCCUAGACCCACAAACACUAUCUCCCACAAAUGCUGCAGAAGGUAAGCCACUUUUAAAGUCCCUUUCCCUAAAGAAGCUCAGUCACUUCCAAAGCUCUAUUCAUUUCCCACCCUAUAUCUGCAAGACAUUUUAGACACCUUUCUGAAUGCUUUUGUAUACAAGAAGGGUGAGGAACUUGGUAAUGUUAGCUUGGGGAAGAAAUGGCAGGACAAGGAGAGGCUUCAGGUUAGAAGGACCAUAUAUCCCCCUUCCAAUUCAUGGAAAAAUGAGCAAAAGAUAUGGAUAAUAUUGCUUCAUUUCUUCUGCAUUCUCCCUUCUGGAGUCAUGGGAGCAGUAAUGACCAGAGGAGUUACAAGUAGUGUGAGUCCAGUUUACAAAUAGUUGAGUAGUCCACUUGGAGUCAGAGACUGUGUAAAGACACAGGACCAUUCUGUAGAUGGUCCUGUCCUUCAUGAUGAUCCUCCAAAUUUGGAAGAAGGUACAUAGGUUGCCAUUGUGGGGGGAGCUCCAAGGUCAUGAUCUUGUAGAGACCUUUUUUUCCCAAAGUCCUUUUUCCACUGGGUUUUUCUUCUUCUCCCCCACCCCCACCCCUUCUCUCUCUCUCUCUCUCUCACACACACACACACACACCUUUUGCAGGUGUGUAAAAUCCUGAGCCAAUAAACUAUAAAUACAGACAUAGAAGUCCAGAUGCCAAGUGUGAAGCUGAGCAUGUUACUAGACUAAGAUAUGUGUGGCUAAGAAGGUGGGUGGGGGUGUGUGUGUGUGUGUGUGUGUGUGUGUGUGUGAGAAAAUUUGGCUUGCAUGACCUUUGCAGCACCUUGCAGACCCUUGAAUCUGACCAACUGCCACCAUAAAGUAGAAGAGAUGCAAACCUAUGCUAUCUAUAGCUAUCUGUCCAUGUCUUAGUGGCCUUUUGGAUAGAGUACAGCAGCACCCUUAUCCAGCCUGUGACCAUGCUUCAUGCACAACAGAUUCUAAGGGACCGGUGGCUGAGCUGGCUCUGUACCACCUAGAUGCUCCCUCUGGAUAAGAAUAAUCCCAGAUGUUCUGAUCUUCAUAUUUCAGCACAAAGGGGCCAUAGCACAAUAGAGAAUUAGCACUUCUUGCCACUCCCAAGUAAUUCUGAGUUUUAAUAUGAUCACUAUGGACAAUUAUUCAGCUGAAUAAUCCCACUGAAGAUUGUCUGAGUCACAUUUUGGAAGUCUCAGUCUAAAAUGAGGUUUACUAUGUUAUUUGACAAAAGGCCUAUUGGUUUUCUAGUGUUCUAGUGGAGGUCAAGCUAGUCUUGGAUUACCAGAUAUAUAACUAUAUCUAUUAUCAUUAUAACAAAUAAAGUUAAGAGAUAAUUUACUGGGAGCACAUUUUUACAAAAAAAAAAAAAAAAAUCAUGACUUAAACUGUAAACAGUUUUUAAAAUUAAUAUAAAAGUAUACAAUUAAUUAUGAAAUGGUCACACAUAGGCAAAAGGACAUACAUUUUAGGUGUACACACACACACACACACACACACACACACACACACACACAGAGAAACUGACCCCGCUUUACUUUUAUAAAUAUCAAAGUUAGUAAACAUCCUAAAUUUUGGAAUGAGCUUCCUACAUGCUUGAAUGAUAUCUGAAGAGAAUGCUUAAGAGCUGGUUAAAGUCUGUGCUAUUUUCUGUUCUUGGGGAGAAAAACUAUAAUUCAAAUGAGUUCAUGUGCUGUGUCAUUAUUAUCUUGUAUUUCACAAUGUAUUGGAAUUUUGA
Alligator sinensis (Chinese alligator) is the source of this 5321-nucleotide messenger RNA. It is a transcript of the gene HAPLN1, whose product is annotated as hyaluronan and proteoglycan link protein 1. The coding region runs from base 365 to 1429 and encodes 354 amino acids. Gene Ontology annotation, molecular function: hyaluronic acid binding. The transcript has 5 exons. Gene Ontology annotation, biological process: cell adhesion. The record is from RefSeq and is a predicted model, not a curated record. Lineage: Eukaryota; Metazoa; Chordata; Crocodylia; Alligatoridae.